AUGGCCGAGCAGCAGGUGCAGCGUAGCCUCCCGCGAGAGUUGGAUGCGGGCGUCAAAUUAGACCGCGCAAUUGAACGAUUCCUCAUCUACACGCCCAUCGGUGCUACUGUGGGCUUGGGGCUCUCCUUCCUUUUCCAGCGACGAUUUUUGAAGGCGACUGUGUUCGGCUUCAGCACCGGCACGGCGUUUGGAAUGGCGUGGGGUGACUCCAAGUGGGACUGUGCCCAUCCUUCCGCCCUGCACGGCCAGAGACUGUGGCGCGCCACCGCCACCAAGCAGAGCAGCCCGCGCGAGUAG
Molecule: messenger RNA, 297 nt
Organism: Acanthamoeba castellanii str. Neff
Lineage: Eukaryota; Discosea; Longamoebia; Acanthamoebidae
Exons: 2
Coding region: 1-297 (98 amino acids)
Cellular component (GO): MICOS complex; mitochondrial inner membrane
Source: RefSeq, a predicted model, not a curated record